This is a messenger RNA of Molossus molossus (Pallas's mastiff bat), 1919 nucleotides long. It is a transcript of the gene NUB1, whose product is annotated as negative regulator of ubiquitin like proteins 1. Gene Ontology annotation, molecular function: protein binding. The transcript has 15 exons. The coding region runs from base 78 to 1919 and encodes 613 amino acids. The record is from RefSeq and is a predicted model, not a curated record. Gene Ontology annotation, biological process: regulation of ubiquitin-dependent protein catabolic process. NCBI's taxonomy places the organism in Eukaryota, Metazoa, Chordata, Mammalia, Chiroptera, Molossidae.
GUUUCACGGCAGUGGCUUCCCCUUGGUGGAAACGUUAAGCCGGGCGGUGUAGACCCUCCUUGCUGUUUGCUUGCUGGAUGGCGCAAAAGAAAUAUCUCCAAGCAAAACUGACCCAGUUUUUACGGGAAGACAGAAUUCAACUUUGGAAACCUCCGUAUACAGAUGAAAAUAAAGAAGUUGGUUUGGCAUUGAAGGACCUGGCUAAGAAGUACUCUGACAAGCUAGAAUGUUGUGAAAAUGAAGUAGAGAAGAUAAUAGAAGAAAUACGGUGCAAAGCCAUCGAGCGUGGCACAGGAAAUGAAAAUUAUAAGACAACAGGAAUUGCUACAAUUGAGGUAUUUUUACCUCCACGACUAAGAAAAGACAGAAAGAACCUCCUGGAGACUCGAUUGCACAUCACCGGCAGAGAACUGAGAUCCAAAAUAGCUGAAACCUUUGGAUUCCAAGAAAAUUAUAUCAAAAUCGUCAUAAAUAAGAAACAACUUCAACUAGGGAAGGCCCUGGAAGAGCAGGGCGUGGCGCACAACGUGAAGGCCAUGGUGCUGGAGCUGAAGCAGUCGGAGGAGGACGCGAGGAAGAACUUCCAGGUCGAAGAGGAAGAGCAAAACCAAGCCGAACUGAAAGAAAAGAGAAUUCAGAGGACAAAGAGAGGACUAGAGAUUCUGGCAGAGAGAGGCGAGAUGAUGGAUUCAGAAAGCACACCAUACUUAGACAUAGCUAACCAGACGGGCAGAUCAAUCAAGAUUCCACCGUCAGAAAGAAAAGCCCUUAUGUUAGCUAUGGGGUAUCACGAGAAGGGCAGAGCCUUCCUGAAGAGAAAAGAAUACGGAAUAGCCUUGCCUUGUCUCCUGGAUGCCGACAAGUAUUUCUGUGAGUGUUGCCGAGAGCUGCUGGACACGGUGGACAACUACGCGGUGCUCCAGCUGGACAUCGUGUGGUGUUACUUCCGCCUGGAGCAGCUGGAAUGCCUUGACGAUGCAGAGAAAAAAUUAAACUUGGCCCAGAAAUGCUUUAAAAAUUGCUAUGGAGAAAAUCAUCAAAGACUGGUCCACAUAAAGGGAAAUUGUGGGAAAGAGAAGGUGUUGUUUUUAAGACUUUACUUGCUUCAAGGUAUCCGAAAUUACCACAGUGGGAACGGGGAGGAGGCUCGUGAGUAUCUCAACAAGGCUCAUCAGCUCUUUAAAGAGCUAUAUAUCGAUCCGUCGAAAGUUCACAAUUUGUUGCAGUUGGGGUUUACCGCCCAGGAAGCCCGGCUCGGCCUCAGGGCCUGUGACGGGAACGUGGACCACGCCGCCACCCACAUUACCAACCGCAGAGAGGAACUGGCCCAGAUAAGGAGAGAAGAGAAGGAGAAGAAGCGCCGCCGCCUGGAGAGCAUCAGCUCCUUGAAGGGGAUGGGCUACUCCACUCGCGCCGCCAAGCAGGCCCUGCACCAGGCGGGCGGGGACCUGGACGUGGCCCUGAAGAUUCUCCUCAGUGACCCUCACAUGUGGUGGCUCAGUGAUUCCAAUGCUGAGACCAACAACCAUCAAGAAAGCCCUUCCCAGAAAGAUAUCGAGCAACUGGUGUACAUGGGCUUUGACCCAGUGGCGGCCAAAGCCGCCCUGAGAGUGUUCGGGGGAAACGUGCAGCUGGCAGCUCAGACCCUCGCUCACAACGGAGGAAGCCUCCCUGCUGACCUGCAGCUCGCCGUGGAGGAGGCUCCGUCCACGCCAGCCACGUCCCCUUCUGAUUCUGCAGGUACGUCUAGCGCCUCAGCAGAUGAAGACAUGGAGACAGAGGCCGUCAAUGAAAUACUGGAAGACAUCCCUGAGCACGAAGAGGAUUAUCUCGACUCGACUCUGGAAGACGAAGAAAUUAUUAUCGCAGAGUACUUAUCCUAUGUAGAAAAUAUAAAGUCAGCAACAAAGAGAAACUAA